UGCACGGAUUGGUCUGUGGACUACAUGAAAUACAAAGUGCUUUACGGUGAACCUGUACGAAUUAAAUGUGCUUUAUUUUAUGGAUAUAUCAGAGCAAACUACACCCUAGCUCAGAGUGCAGGACUGAGUCUGAUGUGGUACAAGAGCACUGGACAUGGGGACUUUGAAGAACCCAUACCUUUUGAUGGUGUUAGAAUGAGUAAAGAAGAGGAUUCAAUAUGGUUUCGACCUGCAGAAUUACAAGACAUUGGACUUUAUGCCUGUGUAUUAAGGAACUCAACGUAUUGUAUGAAGGUUUCUAUGUCAUUGACUGUGGCUGAAAAUGACACAGAUCUCUGCUACAAUUCCAAAAUGAGGUACUUUGAAAAAGCUGAACUUAGCAAAAACAAAGAAAUUCCAUGCCCUGACAUCGAGGAUUAUGUACUGCCUCACAGAGAGCCCAAUAUAGUAUGGUAUAAGGAAUGCAAGCCAAAAGUAUGGAGACAAACAGUUGUACGGAGGAAGGAUACACUAAUUAUACGGGAGGUUCGAGAAGAUGAUAUCGGGAAUUACACUUGUGAACUGCAGUUUGGAAACUUUGUAGUACGAAGAACUACAGAAUUAACUGUAACAGCACCCUUGACAGACAAGCCUCCCAAGGUCCUGUUUCCAUCAGAAAACAGAAUGAAUGUGUUGGAGGUACAGAUUGGACUUGGUCGGCUUGCCUUCAUUGACACAACCAUGACUUAUGCAUUGUAUGAGAAGAUUCUAGAGGAGAAUGUCAGGCCAUCCGUUCAUGGGCCAAAGCUGAACCGAAAGUGGGUCAUGCAGCAAGACAAUAAUCCUAAACAUACAGGAAGUCCUGCUAAUCUGACGUGUCGGGCCUUUUUUGGCUACAGUGGAGACGUAAGCCCUUUAAUUUACUGGAUGAAAGGGGAGAAGUUUAUUGAAGAUCUAGAUGAAAGUCGGGUUCGAGAAAGCGACAUCAGAGUUCUUAGAGAGCACCUUGGCGAGCAAGAAGUUUCCAUUUCCCUCAUCAUUGAUUCUGUGGAAGAAGGGGAUCUUGGGAAUUACUCAUGUUAUGUGGAAAAUGGGAAUGGAAGGCGGCAGGCCAGUAUGCUUUUACACAAAAGAGAGCUGAUGUACACAGUUGAACUUGCUGGUGGGCUUGGCGCCAUCCUGCUGCUACUUGUCUGUUUAGUGGUACUCUACAAGUGCUAUAAGAUUGAGCUCAUGCUGUUUUAUCGCAACCAUUUUGGAGCUGAUGAAGCUGAUGGAGAAAACAAAGAUUAUGAUGCAUACUUGUCUUACACCAAAGUGGAUCCUGACCAGUGGGGUCAGGAGACCAGAGAAGAGGAGCGAUUCGCUCUCGAGAUCCUCCCUGACGUGCUGGAGAAGCACUGUGGGUAUAAGCUCUUCAUACCUGACAGGGAUUUAAUUCCAACAGGAAGUAUCACCAAUGAUCAUUACCAGGAUGAUACAAGACUGCUCAGAGCUUAUAUUGAAGACGUGGCGAGAUGUGUGGAUCAGAGCAAAAGAUUAAUAAUUGUGAUGACCCCCAACUACGUGGUCAGAAGAGGCUGGAGCAUCUUUGAGCUUGAGACACGGCUCCGCAACAUGCUGGUAUCUGGAGAGAUCAAGGUCAUACUGAUCGAAUGCACUGAACUCCGAGGCAUCAUGAACUACCAGGAGGUGGAGGCCCUCAAACACACCAUCAAGCUGCUGACUGUUAUCAAAUGGCAUGGGCCCAAAAGCAACCAGCUGAAUUCGAAGUUCUGGAAACAUUUACAGUACGAAAUGCCCUUUAAGAGGAUAGAGCCCAUCAUUACGCACGAGCAAGUCUUGGAUGUGAGCGAGCAGGGACCCUUUGGAGAACUACAGACAGUGUCAGCCAUCUCCAUGGCAGCUGCCACAUCCACCGCUCUGGCCACCGCCCAUCCAGACCUGCGCUCCACCUUUCACAACACCUACCACACCCAAAUGCGGCAGAAACAUUACUACCGCAGUUAUGAGUAUGAUGUACCUCACACCGGCACCCUGCCCACCGUUACCUCCUUAGGGAACCAACAUACCUACUGUAACAUCCCCAUGACGCUAAUCAAUGGGCAAAGGCCGCAGUCUAAAUCAAACAGGGGACAAAACCCAGAGGAGGCUCACACGAACAAUGCCAUGCUGCCCCUCUUGCCCAGAGAGACCAGUAUAUCCAGUGUCAUUUGGUGACAGCUGAACAAAGUGUAAAGUUGGCCCGCUCCAGUGUUUGCUGAACCCUGCAGUCUGGUGGUUGGAACUGCAACCUUGACUGCUACUGUUAAACCUGAAUCACAAUCCACAUAGAAAAAACAACAAGAUACA
Messenger RNA from Polyodon spathula (Mississippi paddlefish), 2331 nucleotides. Its product is annotated as interleukin-1 receptor accessory protein-like 1. The transcript is spliced from 11 exons. Bases 25 to 2199 code for a protein of 724 amino acids. Gene Ontology annotation, molecular function: interleukin-1 receptor activity. Gene Ontology annotation, biological process: negative regulation of exocytosis; signal transduction. The record is from RefSeq and is a predicted model, not a curated record. Lineage: Eukaryota; Metazoa; Chordata; Actinopteri; Acipenseriformes; Polyodontidae.